Molecule: messenger RNA, 1601 nt
Organism: Phragmites australis (common reed)
Lineage: Eukaryota; Viridiplantae; Streptophyta; Magnoliopsida; Poales; Poaceae
Product: eukaryotic initiation factor 4A-III homolog B
Exons: 8
Coding region: 75-1307 (410 amino acids)
Cellular component (GO): nucleolus; catalytic step 2 spliceosome
Molecular function (GO): RNA helicase activity; mRNA binding; ATP binding
Source: RefSeq, a predicted model, not a curated record
AAAAACCACCAGACCUCCUCUCCUCUCCUCGUCAGUUUCCGAGUCCCACUCUUCCUCCUCUAGGGUUUCGACCAAUGGCGGCGGCGGGUGCGGCCACCACCUCCAGGCGCGGCCCCGGCGGAGGCCGCAACCUGGACGACGAGAACCUCACCUUCGAGACCUCCCCGGGGGUCGAGGUCGUCAGCAGCUUCGACCAGAUGGGCAUCAAGGACGAUCUCCUCCGAGGCAUCUACGGCUACGGCUUCGAGAAACCCUCCGCCAUCCAGCAGCGCGCCGUCCUCCCCAUCAUCAAUGGACGCGACGUCAUUGCACAGGCGCAGUCCGGCACCGGCAAGACCUCCAUGAUCUCCCUCACCGUCUGCCAGACCGUCGACACCGCUGUCCGCGAGGUUCAGGCAUUGAUACUGUCACCCACCAGAGAACUUGCUUCACAAACAGAGAGAGUUAUGCUGGCUAUUGGUGACUACCUCAAUAUUCAAGUGCAUGCUUGUAUUGGUGGCAAAAGUAUCGGUGAAGAUAUCAGGAGGCUCGAGAACGGAGUGCAUGUUGUGUCAGGAACUCCUGGCAGAGUCUGUGAUAUGAUCAAGAGAAGGACCCUCCGAACCAGAGCCAUCAAGCUCCUUGUUCUGGACGAAGCUGAUGAGAUGUUGAGCAGAGGCUUUAAGGAUCAGAUUUAUGAUAUCUACAGAUAUCUCCCCCCGGAACUCCAGGUUGUUUUGAUCUCUGCGACCCUGCCCCAUGAGAUCCUGGAGAUGACUAACAAGUUCAUGACCGAGCCAGUUAGGAUCCUUGUGAAGCGUGAUGAAUUGACCCUGGAGGGCAUCAAACAAUUCUUUGUUGCUGUUGAGAAAGAGGAAUGGAAGUUUGAUACGCUGUGUGAUCUUUAUGAUACACUAACCAUCACCCAAGCUGUCAUUUUCUGCAAUACUAAGAGAAAGGUGGAUUGGCUUACUGAAAGAAUGCGCAGCAAUAACUUCACAGUAUCAGCUAUGCAUGGUGACAUGCCUCAACAGGAAAGGGAUGCCAUUAUGAAUGAGUUCAGGUCUGGUGCAACUCGUGUGCUAAUCACAACAGAUGUGUGGGCUCGAGGCUUGGAUGUUCAGCAGGUUUCUCUUGUCAUAAAUUAUGAUCUCCCAAAUAAUCGUGAACUUUACAUCCAUCGCAUUGGUCGCUCUGGUCGUUUUGGUCGCAAGGGUGUGGCGAUCAAUUUUGUGCGCAAGGACGACAUCCGUAUACUGAGAGACAUAGAGCAGUACUACAGUACGCAAAUUGAUGAAAUGCCGAUGAAUGUUGCUGAUCUUAUUUGAGUGUUGGAGAGAAUGCUAUUGUAUUUUAUCAGCUCGGUCUGGCAAGGUGUGGUGGAGCUCCUGGGUGUGCCUGCGUUAGUUUUAGUUUUUGGUGGAACUUUUGCUGUGGCUGUAAACUUAACGAGUGGGCUGUGAGUCUUCCAAAAUGGAGUGAAGCGGAUUUGUAUCCUUCGUGACAUGAACUGUAUAUAUUUUAGCUUGCUCCAGGUCUUGUAACCUAUUGCUUGAUUUGUGCUUUGGACACGAGACUUUUGUUCAUCGUUUAAGUGAGACAAUGAUUUUAUGUUGGAUUUC